This is a messenger RNA of Mytilinidion resinicola, 1298 nucleotides long. RefSeq lists its product as uncharacterized. Gene Ontology annotation, molecular function: iron ion binding; oxidoreductase activity, acting on paired donors, with incorporation or reduction of molecular oxygen; heme binding. The transcript is spliced from 2 exons. NCBI's taxonomy places the organism in Eukaryota, Fungi, Ascomycota, Dothideomycetes, Mytilinidiales, Mytilinidiaceae. The coding region runs from base 382 to 1065 and encodes 227 amino acids. The record is from RefSeq and is a predicted model, not a curated record.
GGGCCAUCUAAGGGCCAGACCCCGCGAAGCGUAGCGCCUUGGCGCAAUCAUAAAGCUCUAUACUCUAUAUCCCCAACCGUACUAGCCCAUCUCGGGCACCUGCAACUGCUCGACGCUGCGAGCUCUCUCUCACUUGCCAUCGCCCUCCCGCCUCUGCUGCUCAAAUUGAGCAGUUUGCCCUCGCCACUAUGGCUUUGUGGCUCCAGCUCUCCCUGCUCCAGGCGCUGGCAGUGCUUUGUGGGACUGGCUUUCUCUACUUCUGUGCUGCUUUGUACCGAGCACGAUCAUCUUUCUAUCACAGUAAAGUCAAGAGGGGCCUGGUGAGUAGCGGCGGCCUUCUAUACUCUCCUGCACCACUCCACUAGCCGUCUCGCACAGCCCAUGCCUAAAUGGAAUCCUAUCUUCGGCCACCUCCUCGUUAUGGACAAGUCCUUCAAGACGCUCAAGAUGCCUCCGGACCUCGUAAAUCCGGACCGCUUCCAUGCUUUGUCAGAAGAGUUUGCGGCAUCCGACGGCCUGUACUACAUGGAUCUCUGGCCCUUCAUCAACCCAAUGCUGCUCACGUCCACCCCGAGCUAUGCCAUCCAGACCGCCCAGCGGAACGACCUCGAGAAGCCCGACGACCUGGUCAGCUUUCUGCAUCCCAUUGCGGGCGGCAACAGUGUCUUUACUGCCAAUGGCGAUGACUGGAAGCAUGGGCGCCACAUCUUCCAAACCGGCUUCAACUCGGCCUACAUCCUAGAUCAGGCGGAGCACGUAAUAGUAGAGGCCGAGGUAUUUGUCGAAAUCCUUGAAGAGCAUGCUUUAAAGGGAGACAUAUUCUGCCUGGACCAUGCCGCCAUUAAAUAUACUAUGGACAUUAGUGGCGCUCUUACGCUGAAUAAGCGGCUCCACGUCCAACGCAAUCCAGGCAAUCCACUUGCGUCUGCUAUGAGGCACACCAUUGGCUGGCACUACAUGGGCGAUCUACAAGGGGGUAACAUGAGCGGGCCAGCAGCGCUCCCUGCUAGCGCUUAUUGCCACCUCCAUUUGCCACGUAAUAACCUGUGCUUAUUCAGUAACUAAUACUUUGUUGGACCUCCAUCUGCAGCAAUUACAGCAAGGCAGCGCUCCCUCAUGUUGCCUGUAUACUUCUCGAAUUCUUCGGGCUCGAGCUUCUCCCAUUCCUCCUCAGCAUACUGCCUCACUUCCUCCUUUGUUGUAGGGAACCGGCGUUGUAUUCUCCCCUUCAAUAGCCUCCAGACAUUCUCAAUUGGAUUAAAAUCAGGGGAAUUCGCCGGCCAUUCCAUUACAAGCAU